Messenger RNA from Fonsecaea multimorphosa CBS 102226, 960 nucleotides. RefSeq lists its product as uncharacterized. Lineage: Eukaryota; Fungi; Ascomycota; Eurotiomycetes; Chaetothyriales; Herpotrichiellaceae. The coding region runs from base 1 to 960 and encodes 319 amino acids. The transcript has a single exon. The record is from RefSeq and is a predicted model, not a curated record.
AUGAGCGUUCGCAUACCCAUGAGAAACCCUAUAGAUGUUCGUGUGGGAAGGCAUUCAGCAGGAGGCAUGUACCCCUUUCCUUACGUGGCGCGAAAAUCCGUCCUGACAUCGGUCUCCAGGGAUUUGCUGAGCAGACAUGGGAAGGCGUGGCCUUCGAGCGAUAACCACAAAUCUCUGCCUGUGUCGCGUAGCAGAGGGGUACAAGUUAAUGAUCAGCUCCAAACAGCAGAGACGGGCCCGGCGCAUCGUGGGAGUAAUGUGAGUCUGGACUUUCUAGACGUCUCUUCUCUGCAAACUACGAGAGAUGAUGCUUGUGUAGACCCUUUGAGGGCCCCUCCCACUGAUUCAAACCCCGGACGUGCGGAUAAAGGCAGUUUCCACAAUGCUUCCGUUGAACCACAGCCAGCAAGUUCCUCGAUCGCCGAAUCCCAGAAACAUUUUCCUGAGCAAAAUCCCUGUCAAGAGUCUGCGCAGGACCAAGUACGGAAUGACCGAGUGGUCUUAUGGGCGGGCGAACAGGAAGGCAGGAUGAUAAAUGGUGACAAUAGCAACGACCUUAUGAGGCAAGGAGCCUCGUACAAUCCUGUCUGGCCCUCUGGGGUUGACAACUACAACUUUUCUCUGGGUGACUUGGACUUGCCGUCCCAUCUACCCCCUUCAGAUUUCCAAGGCGAGCAUACCAUGCCAUCGUUGGUCUCAAACAUAUCGCAGGAUGAACGUUCCGAAGAGAUCCCUUUGGCGGACCCUGCGGGGACCAGUGGGACGUCUGGCAAACAGCCAAAUGAAGAUGAUUACAACUUCUCCCGGUUUGCAUCCGGACUCCCUUCUCUACAGCCAAGUCUUCCGGAGGCAUCUACGGACAAUUCACUGCUCAUCGAUGACCAUGUUCCGCACAGACCCUGGUGGAGGAUCUCCAGCUCCGAAUACUACGAUAUACUUCAGAAGGUACAGAGUUUUUAG